Molecule: messenger RNA, 1395 nt
Organism: Eublepharis macularius
Lineage: Eukaryota; Metazoa; Chordata; Lepidosauria; Squamata; Eublepharidae
Product: vomeronasal type-2 receptor 26-like
Exons: 4
Coding region: 1-1395 (464 amino acids)
Biological process (GO): G protein-coupled receptor signaling pathway
Cellular component (GO): membrane
Molecular function (GO): G protein-coupled receptor activity
Source: RefSeq, a predicted model, not a curated record
AUGACUGGUCACAGCUACGCCAUCUACAAUGGGGUCUACAUGGUGGCUCAUGCUUUACAUGCUCUGUAUUUGUCCAAGUCUAGAAGAGAAAUGACAGAAGAAAAGAGAAAGAAGCUUCACAGUCUAAAGCCAUGGCAGCUCCACUACUUCCUGAGAUAUGUAUCUUUUAAUAACAGUGCUGGGGACAAAGUUUCCUUGGUUCAGAAUGGGGAACUAGAAGCAAGAUUUGAUGUUAUCAACUGGGUCAGCUUGCCCAACCAAUCUUUGGUUAGACAGAAAAUUGGAAAGAUUGAUCUCCAGGCUCCAGCAGGUCAAACUCUCUCAAUUAAUGAGGAUAUCAUCGCAUGGGACCAUUGGUUUCACCAGACACGGCCAAUUUCUGUAUGCACUGAGAGUUGCCAUCCUGGUUAUAGAAAGAAAAAGAAGGAGGGGGAACCAUUCUGUUGCUACGAUUGCACUCCAUGCCCAGAGGGGAAGAUAUCUGCUCAGAAGGACAUGGCUGAUUGUUUUCAAUGCAAAGAUGACCAGCAUCCAAACAAUGAACAGAAUGUGUGCAUUCCUAAGGUGGAAACGUUCUUGUCCUAUGAGGAACCUUUGGGGAUGAGUUUAGCCCUGAUUGCUCUUCUGUUUCCUUUUAUCACAGUCCUCAUCUUAGGACUCUUUAUAAAGCACCACAACACUCCCAUUGUCAAAGCCAACAACCGGAGCCUCACCUACACUCUUCUCCUCUCCCUCCUGCUCUGUUUCCUUUCUGCUUUGCUCUUCAUUGGCCAGCCUGAGAAGGGGACCUGUCUCCUCCGCCAAACGGCAUUUGGCACCAUCUUCUCAAUGGCUGUUUCUUCUGUGUUGGCUAAAACCGUCACUGCGGUUUUAGCCUUCCUGGCUACCAAACCAGGAUCCAGUUUGAGGAACUGGGUGGGAAAAAGACUGGCCAACUCCAUGGUUUUUUCUUGUACCCUUAUUCAAGGGGGUAUUUGUGGUUUAUGGCUGGCAAUCUCUCCCCCAUUCCCAGAUGUCGAUAUGAAUUCAAUCAUGGAAGAAAUUAUUCUGACAUGUAAUGAGGGCUCCACUGUCAUGUUCUACUGUGUCUUGGGCUACAUGGGCUUCCUGGCCAUUGCCAGCUUUGCUGUGGCUUUCCCAGCUAGGAAGUUACCUGACACUUUCAAUGAAGCCAAGUUCAUCACCUUCAGCAUGUUGGUCUUUUGCAGUGUUUGGCUCUCCUUUGUCCCAACCUACCUGAGCACAAAAGGGAAAUACAUGGUGGCCACGGAAGUCUUCUCCAUAUUAGCCUCCAGUGCUGGCCUGUUAGGCUUCAUCUUUCUUCCCAAAUGCUACAUUAUUGUUCUGAAGCCUGAGCUGAACAACAGGAACUAUCUUAUAAGGAGGAAGCACUGA